AGUCUCCUCACUAUCAUGCAUCGUCUGAUUUAUCUCAUAGAGUAAUAUAGAGAGGGCCUUACAUAUCUCAGCUGCACAAGAAAGUGAAGCGCAAAAGGUUUAUGAUUGCCAGUUUAAGUGGAUAGUACACAAAAAUUAUUGUACAAUAUAUGGUAAAACGAUUCACCUGUAAUGCCGUUAUCUUCGAUACAUUUGUUAUCUCGUGUGUUGUUUCCCUCUAAUAUGCCAUGUGUUCUUAAUUUCAUUAUUGUUGUUUACUGUUUAGUAUCUUUUUUCUAUGGUUUAGACGGUAUAGUGUAAUAUUCAUGCGGUAUGAUCGUUCAGUAAUUCAGUUAUUACUCUUUACUUUCGUUAUUGCGUUUAUUUUGCAACUUGCUUUUACUGUUUUUAUUUCUUUUUGCUGGUAAUAUUAAAAAUGCCUAGUUGUCUAGUUUGUGGAAGAACGAACAAUGCCAAAGCUAAAUCGGCUAAUAUAACUUUUCAUAGAUUUCCGCUUAAAGACACUUACAAGAAUAAAUGGUACAAUUUUUUGGGAGAAAAUGGCAUACUACCUGAUAAAGUAUCAAAGACAAGUUUAGUUUGUUCAGCACAUUUUGACGAAUCAUUUUUUGUAAUGGGGAAGAGUAGAAGACUGUUACUUAAACAUGCUAUUCCAACUAAAAUUAUCAACAGAAUAAAAUGUGCUAAACAACAAUACUCAGAAACUGUAACCAACUUGCCUGUAAUUAAAACUUUUUAUACUAGUUCUGCUAGCGAUUCAGUUGAAAAUAUUGCUUCUUUAAAUGUUACCAGAACUUUAGUAAAGUGUCCUUUGAGCAAUAUAGAGGUGGACAGAGUAUCUUUGUUGGAACAAGUUCAAUCAAGUUCUACUGAAGAAGAAGGAGUACUACCAUUAGACAAUUCUUCUGUAUCAAUGAUGAAUUGUGAAACAAUCACAUCAAAAAAAAAUAUCUCGAAUGUACUUGACUCAUCCACAAUGUCCAUAGACACUGAGAUAGUUCCAGAUGACACUCCACGCAAAAUCGCAUUGAAAAAAAAUCUUCGCCAACUAUCACAUGAAGUCACAAUCAAAAAUAUUAAAAUGAAAACCCUUCAGCAAAAAAUAAGGCGCCAAAGUAAAAGAAUUUCAUCUAUGAAGAAUAUAAUUUCCGAGCUUCAAAAACAAAAUUAAAUUGACGAGGAAGCCAGUUAUACCCUGUCUGAGUCUUUUGGAUUAAAUGUUGAGCAGAGAUUGGGAUA
Messenger RNA from Myzus persicae (green peach aphid), 1239 nucleotides. RefSeq lists its product as uncharacterized. The record is from RefSeq and is a predicted model, not a curated record. Gene Ontology annotation, molecular function: sequence-specific DNA binding. The coding region runs from base 416 to 1171 and encodes 251 amino acids. The transcript is spliced from 6 exons. Lineage: Eukaryota; Metazoa; Arthropoda; Insecta; Hemiptera; Aphididae.